Molecule: messenger RNA, 1728 nt
Organism: Vicia faba (fava bean)
Lineage: Eukaryota; Viridiplantae; Streptophyta; Magnoliopsida; Fabales; Fabaceae
Source: the annotation of a GenBank genome assembly
AUGAGUUGGUCUUCCUUUUAUCACACAGCCUCCAGGGUUUUUCAUGAGCAUCCCUCCUGGUCUAAGUCUCUUGUUGUAUGCACUAUCAUCAGCGGUGGAGGUCUAGCGGCAUAUGGUGAUACCAUAUCAGCAUAUAGCGAUUCUGGUGAUCAAUUCCCAAAAAAGAAGGUGGUGGUUCUUGGAACUGGUUGGGCUGGAACCAGUUUUGUGAAAAGCAUGAAAAACUCCUCCUAUGAUAUUCAUGUUGUUUCACCACGUAACUAUUUUGCAUUCACUCCUUUGUUACCAAGUGUCACUUGUGGCACGGUCGAGGCACGAAGCAUUGUUGAACCUAUUCGAAAUAUCAGCAGAAAGAGUGGUUUAGAUGUUCAAUUCAGUGAAGCUGAAUGCUAUAAGAUUGAUCCAAAGAACAAUAAAGUUUACUGCAGAGCUACUCAUGACAAAAAGUUUGGUGGAACAGAAGAAUUUUCCCUUGAUUAUGAUUACUUAGUAAUUGCUAUGGGAGCUCGUUCGAAUACCUUUAAUACACCUGGUGUUGAGGAACAUGCCUACUUCUUGAAGGAAGUGGAAGAUGCUAAAAGAAUCCGUCACAAAGUGAUUAACCUUUUUGAAAGAGCGAGUCUUCCUUCUGUACCGGUGGAAGAGAAGAAAAAGCUUCUCAGUUUUGUAAUCGUUGGUGGUGGUCCAACUGGUGUAGAGUUUGCAGCAGAGCUACAUGAUUUUGUGCAUGAAGAUUUGUCCAAGUUAUAUCCUUCUCUUAAAGACCAUGUCAAGAUUACUCUCCUUGAGGCUGGUGAUCAUAUCUUAAACAUGUUUGACAAGAGAAUAACCGAAUUUGCUGAAGGAAAGUUCAAAAGAGAUGGAAUUGAUGUGAAAUUAGGAUCUAUGGUUGUGAAAGUUGGUGAAAAAGAAAUCUCAUCGAAAGAAAGAGGAAGUGGUGAAGUUGUUACUUUACCUCAUGGGAUGGUAGUUUGGUCUACUGGUAUUGGUGCUCGUCCUGAAGUAGUUGAUUUUAUGAAGCAACUUGGCCAGAUUAACAGGCGCGCAUUGGUGACUGAUGAAUGGCUUAGGGUGGAAGGGUGUGACAACGUCUAUGCUCUAGGUGAUUGUGCCACUAUUAAUCAACGUAAAGUUAUGGAAGAUAUAGCUGUGAUAUUUAGCAAAGCGGACGAGGACAAUUCCGGAAUGUUAGAUCUUAAAGAAUUUCAAAAUGUUGUUGGAGAUAUUGUUGAGAGAUAUCCACAGGUGGACAUUUAUUUAAAAAGUCAAAUGAAAGACAUGGCUUCUUUACUAAGUAAAUCGCAGGAAAGCCCUACUACAAUUGUGGACAUUGAAUACUUUAAACAAGCUCUUUCCAAAGUUGAUUCUCAAAUGAAAAAUCUUCCCGCAACCGCUCAGGUAGCUGCUCAACAAGGAGCCUAUCUUGCAGACUGUUUCAAUCGCAUGGAAUUGUGCGAGAGAUAUCCAGAAGGCCCUCUAAGGUUUAGAGGAACCGGACGUCAUCGUUUUCAUGCUUUCAGGUACAAGCAUUUUGGACAAUUUGCUCCUCUUGGAGGAGAACAAACUGCAGCUCAGCUUCCAGGAGAUUGGGUUUCAAUUGGUCAUAGCAGUCAGUGGUUGUGGUAUUCAGUAUAUGCAAGCAAACUAGUCAGCUGGAGAACAAGAGCUUUGGUGAUAUCUGAUUGGGGAAGACGAUUCAUAUUUGGCAGAGACUCAAGUCAAAUCUGA